Ceraceosorus bombacis is the source of this 5822-nucleotide messenger RNA. Lineage: Eukaryota; Fungi; Basidiomycota; Exobasidiomycetes; Ceraceosorales; Ceraceosoraceae. The record is from the annotation of a GenBank genome assembly.
AUGUCUACCAGUGCCUCUGCUCUCGGCAAUGUUUCACCAAAGCUCGAAGAGCCUCUAGCGGAGGCAUCUCACGCCGUGGCCAGGGAGCAGGGCAGCAGCGCCGAUCUGGAAGAUUGCUCACCGAAAGAGUCUGGGACUGUUGAUGGCGUCGAAAGUCCAAGGGAUGCCUCACAGGUGGCACGGUCGCAUCCUGAUCAAGGGGGCUCACUGAGCCUGACGGACGCUAAGAGCGUAAUCGAUGUGUCACCUCCUACAACGAGCGCAGGGGACAGCACCGAGGCUAAGGCUGUGCGCCCAGAAGAUGUCGGCUAUUCAGUCGCAGAUUUUGGUGCUGUGCCUGCAGAGAAAGUAGUCUCCGAGACAGCGCCAAUUACAGAAAGCCAAGACGGUCGAGGCAGAUUGGCGACCACGAACGGGACGCAGGCACAAAUCAGACUGAGUGAAGCAAGUGGUGGAUCCGCAGUUCUCGCUGCUUCUCCCACUGCAUCGGCCGUGGCAGCGGCGGCUGCGGCCGGGAAGAAGUUCACCUCGUUAAGCCUCACGAAGCGCUUCCUGGGAAAAGCGUCGCCCAGCUCGCCGACCUUCACCCAUGCCACCACAGGAGGCUCUUCCACAAGCGGUACCGGCUCUUCGCUGAUAUCAAACAGUGGAACUGGAAGCAAGGGAAGUCUCACGAGAGAAAGCUCUAGUAAGUAGGCCUGAUGCUUGAGCUCGUGCGGCAGUGAGAGCGUAGCCACGUUUGGAAAGACAGUCCGGAAGGCUGUGGCGACAGCGCGAAGUGACGGGCCGCUUGACUGGCCGGCAAAGCACCAGAGAAUGGAUGAGCCCGCACACAUCUGACAUUUCGUAUUUUUCGCGUAUCCUUCAACAGGUCGUGGCCUGCCCAUAUUGUCGUCUUCCAGACUCACGUCCGCCAAGCUGUCGGCCUCUGCUGUGCCUAAACCAGCUGCUACGUGGGGCACGCCCUCACCCUCAGCAUCUCCAGCUAUCAACCACACGCUGCCAGCGCUUGCGGCUGCCAAUCCGCCUGCGAAUACUGCGCGCUCUUCUCACAACAACGCAAGUGCCGCUGCCACACUUACAGCUCAAGCGAGCCUUGGCUCAGCGGGUGACAAGGCAAAAGCUUCAGAACCUCCUGCACCGUCCGCCUCGCCAUCCUCUCGGCCUUCUCCAAAGCUUGGAAAUGCUGAGGCUCACGCAUCCACCAAGCCGCCCCCCGCAGCAUCAAAGCCGAUUCUACCUGAUGCGGCAUUUGGUGAGAAGGGCCCUGCUGCAGCUACGGGAACCUCUGUGCAGCCGUCAUCUGCUCCCUCGGCAGCCGAAGCCUCGUCUCAGCCCGCGAGCGCACCCUCGCCUGCUCUGCUGCACAGCAAUGUAGUCAGGUCGACUCACCUCUCUUCUCCUCGACUGACUGCCUUGGGCGGAGCUCGAUCGGGCAGUCCUGCGCGAACGGACGCGAGCGCAUCUCCAUCGCUCAGAAAUGCCGCGUUGAGAAGUAGCGCUAACGACGCGACCAGUGGAGCUCCAAAAUCUGUUGCUCCAUGGGCAACUAGCAAGAAUGCAUCAAGCAGCGGUGCAAGAGCACCCUCCAGUGAGCGAAUAGCAUCGUCGGAUUUCCCAACAGCAGCCGAGGCGCAAAAUGUAAAGGAGGCUGCCGACGAACACGAUGGACUUGCAAGUGCCCGCACAGAUCUGGAUCGCUUUAGAGGGGCAAACCUGGGCAGCGGCCGGCAUUGGGACGAAAUGGUCGAUGAAGACGGCGGAUUUCUGGACGAAGUCGUCGAAUUCGGAGACGGGACGCAAUACAAAGUGCCACAGCCUUCGCUUGCGGAGCUUCAGAAGGAUGCUCGGCCAGUGACAAAGGAGGAUCGAUUUCGAGAUCAAACACACGAUCGGUCCUGGCCACCGCCACCUAUGCAGCGCUUGGCCCACUCUGCCGCCAGCUCCAAUCCUACAGAUCAGCCCAUUCCAUCUUUUCGCAAGCCAGCACCUCAACAGAGAUUAGCUGACUACGCGCCUGAGGUCGCGUCCAAAUCCUUAUUCCCUCAGCGCGCCGGGAGGUCGUCUGUUUCCGCAUUUGCGGACGAAGGCGACAGCGCUAGUGUAGAGCUGAUGCCCAGAGAUAGGCGCGAAUCGGAUUGGAAUUCCUCGCGUUCCGGUCGUCCAGCUAGCGGACCGGGAGGCGCACACGCUCAUCCUGAUGCGACUCUCUCAGCUGCUCGCGCUUGGGGUCCGCUCGCUCGAAGAACGCAGAACUUGGAUUCUGAUGCUCCACGCCGUGAGCCCUCAGUAACAUCCACGAGAUCGGAUCCGCGCUCGCCUACUUCUCCGCACGAGCGGCCUUUGCCGGCCAAAGAGCGUGCGCCGCUACCGACUUCCAAACCAAAUGCGCGAACUUCUGAACGACCCCUCCCGCCGCAUAUGGCAGCUGGCCUGCAUACUGCUGCUGACCGCUUGGCAGCCCCCCCGGAGGAGCGUCCUUAUGGAGCAAAUGCCAGUGAGCCACAACCUCCCGUAGCUUCCAAAGCGCUCGGUUGGGGGCCUCUGGCACGGAGGGUGGGUUCGCCCUCUGCACAGCGGACAGAGCUUCCCGUCGUGGAGUCUACGCAAGCGGCGCCUUCUCGAGCCACCGCAGCAGCGACCGAGACGGUCUCGCCGGCAGAGAGAGCUGAGCGCGCUCGGCGACGACGAGCCGAGGAAGAAGCGGAACGCGAGCGCGAGAAAGCGCGCGCCCUCGAGAAAGCCAAGGCGCUUGAGCUUCAAAUCGAGGAAGCUCGGCGUGUUAGAGAGAUUGAGGACGCAGCGAAGGAAGCGAAGCUGAGAGCAGAACAAGCCGCUCGGAUCGCUGCUCAGGAUGCUCGCAUGCUUGCAGCCCGCAAACAAGCUGCUGAAGCACACGAGGCCGCGCUCAAGGUUGCGAAGCAGGAUACCCAAGCGAAGUCAUCUGAGAUUCGGAAGUCACACGGAAGACCGUCUCCAGGCGCACUACCUGAAGCAAUUUCCACCCGUCAGGGUCCCUCGAGCCAACUUUUGAUUUCUCCCAGCGAGGAGGCAACGUCUUGGCGCAGAGCGGCACCUCUCGCUCAGAGUGAUGCUAUCGUUAGCAAUGCGCGACGCACACUCUCCAAAGAUGAGCCAUCCCCCACGCGGCAGUCGAGGCCCAGGACGUUAUUGCAACGACCUCCGACAUCUCAGUCCUCUGCGCCCAGCUCUGCGCCUAGCAUGCGCGCAGAACAGUUGGCGUCAGAUGCCGUGUCCCCCACCAAAGCCUCUUUGGACCGACCACAAGCAACAACGAGCGACCCUUCAUCCUCUGCUAGACAGAGCAAACGAGCUGAAAAGCAAGCACAGAGGCGAGAGGCCGGUGCCAAGCAAGCUCAAGCAGAUGCUGUGCCCGCCAACGCAGCUCCUCCUGCUGGUCCGCGCGCCUUGCGAAACGAUGUCGCCAAUUUACCAGAAGGCUCCAAGGUUGUCGCACCACCGGCACCUCGGGUAGCGAUCAUCGCUCCAACAGAUGAGAAUGCAAGUGCGCGCUUGCAGACUCAGCGUCACGACGCCCGACCACCUGCGAGCAGUGCGACGCAGCCGCUCGCGAGUGCACUCCGGCAACCUGCGCGACCUCGCCUCCCCGAGCCUGUCGCGACCAGAACAGAGGUGCCGCAGGACUCUGUUCCCGUGUGGAAUCGUUUUGUGGUCAAGAUGCCCGCGCCUCGCCUUCGACCAGCUCGCUUGAAUGGUCCUGCCUUCCGGGCUCAGAAGCAGCGCAUUGCUGCUUUUCAGGCAGCAGCUAAUUCCAGCUCCGGUGUAGACAUCCUGUCUUGGACCCCAUCCGCUCCAGGUUUGCCGAUGAAAACGCUUUCGAUCUAUGAUCAAUUCCAUCCCAAGAAGUACCGCAAGGGAGUCCUGCUCGCAAACGUCUCGAUGCCGACACGCGUGCUGCCAAGAAACUUACCACCACGGGUCUUCCCGAGAACCUCAGCUACCGCCCCGAACGUGCCACCAGCGCAUGUUGCUCUGCCUCGAGCAAGUGCACAUGGUUGGGCCACGCAGCGUCAGCCAAUGGUGUACGGACACAUUGCAGAACCUUUGCACCCUACCUCAGUUCGUGAGGAGCUUCACCCUGCUCUUGAGGCCGAUAUGUUUGACGUCAAGCCUACCGUCAAGCUUCCGCGAGGAAAUCGCUCUGCCAACAUCCAGCCAUCUCUGGGCAGGUCCAAUGCACAAAGCUAUGAUGUCUCCGUCCCAGUGUCAGGAUCCUCUCCCGCCUCCGUGCCCACUGCUCCCGCCUCUAUGCGAGCACGAGGAUUCUCCGGCACAGCACCACGAGGACAGGGCGGACCCUUGGACUGGGCCGAGUCAUCGGGCAUGGGCUAUUCAAAACGGCCCUUGAUUGGCGCCGGACCUCCAAAUUUCGCUGGGAAGGGUCGGCGAGAUUCUGGAGCAGGCGUUGCUUUCGCUCGCAGCGCCAACUUGGGCCACACGGAACCAGGAUCGCGGUCACCCAGCUUUGUGGUUGCUAGCGAGCUGGAGCUCAACGGCGAUGGGUAUGCUCCCCCGGCGAACCGCGCGGCGGACAAGCGCGGUGCAAUGCAAGUGAGUCUACUUGCGGGAUCGCGCGAGACUAGCUGGCGGGUGCUGACCAAUAUGACUUGACCGCUGCGCAGACGCCUAUCUUGCCUUCUCCCGGCCAGCUCAGCUCUGCCACUUGGGGCGGAAGCUCGCUCAAUCUAUCAGGUUUGCCCAACACGGCGGCAAAUGGUGGCGCUUCGCCGUCCCAUCUCGAGAGCCUGUGGGCUACGCCAGAUCUACGUGCGCGCACUGCCUCGCACCCAGCGCAGAAUUCUCUCAGAGGUAUUGCCGAUGACUUCUUGUCGAUGCCAACGAGUAUACAUGACCUCGGUGCUGGUGAUAGCGACGGGCCUGUCGUUUCUUUGGGUGGCCUUGGUGCUGGAUCCUCCUCGGCAAACAAUCAGACGUCGCCAAGUGCUUCGCAGCAACAGCGGCAUGGAGACGAGCGCCGUUCUCACCAUGGACAUGCCAAUGGAACUCUUGCUGGCUUGAACCUCGGCACCAGCCCCGUCGACAGCGCUCAGACGUCAUCGGCUCCAGAUGCAGAUGUCCGUGGUGCAGCUGGCAAGGCUAAUGAUGAUGCCGCUUCUAGCUCCAGGAAGAAUCAGCCAUUCAUCCCGUUUGGGCACCAGCAGCCGUACCAACCUGAGGCCUACAACACCCAAGCGUGGAGUCAGGCAAACGCAUAUCCGCGCCAAGCGCUGUCGGCGCAGCCAGCGGCGUUCAAUGGUCGUGCCUACAGCAAUUACCAACCUGCAUAUAACUUUGGAGGAUAUCCCGAGACGUCCCCUUCCAGCGUGGUCGAUGGUGCAAAAGGGGCACCUUCGGCGCCGCGCGGAGUUGUUGGAUGGGGAUCCACAGUUCCGCACGGAUACGCGCAGCAGAUGGGCUAUCAGGCCUUGCCACAACCCUUUCACUCACCCCAGGCGGGCACGGCUGGUCAUCUCGCGGCUGGUUCAGGCGUAUCGAAUGGCAAUGCGAGCAAUGGCUGGUCCUCGGCGAGCGUGCCGACCUCACCAGCAUUCAGAGGAGGGCCGAUGGGUCGCGGCAGCUAUGGGCCAGGAUCUGGUUCUCGCGGCUACGGUAGUCGCGCUCCACAGUCAGCGACGCCUGGACAGAUGGGACAUCAAGCAAGUCUGCCGUCCUUGAACGGACACGCAGGGCAGGGUCGCGGAGCGAUGGGCAGGGGUGCGGGCGCUGCAGCCCCUCAAAGCCGCGGCUUCUAUACCGGAGGAUACAGCAACGUUUGGUGA